This is a messenger RNA of Humulus lupulus (European hop), 798 nucleotides long. RefSeq lists its product as uncharacterized. The coding region runs from base 1 to 798 and encodes 265 amino acids. The transcript is spliced from 2 exons. NCBI's taxonomy places the organism in Eukaryota, Viridiplantae, Streptophyta, Magnoliopsida, Rosales, Cannabaceae. The record is from RefSeq and is a predicted model, not a curated record.
AUGGAAAACAACAUAAGAGAAUACAUUAAGAAUGAUUAUGGCAUUGAGUUGUCAUAUGGAAAAUCUUGGAGAUGCCGUGAGAAGGCUAUUUCUUAUGUCAGAGGGACACUGGAAGCAUCCUACCAGAAGUUACCAUCGUACCUGUUCAUGCUUCAACAGAAAAAUCCCGGGACGUUGACAGAUUUUGUCACUGAGGAAGAUCAAUUCAAAUAUUGCUUUUUCUCACUCGGAGUUAGUAGAAGAGGGUUUCGUACAUGUCGUCCUGUGUUAUGUGUGGACGACACUUUUUUAAAGACAAAAUACGGUGGGCAGAUGUUAUGUGCAGUCGCGCUAGAUGCAAAUAACCAUCUAUAUCCAGUUGCAUUUGGUAUUGUGGAUAGUGAGAAUCAUGAUUCUUGGAAGUAUGUCAUGUCAAAGCUAAAGGAAGCGAUUGGGGAAGUUGAGGACCUGGCGUUUGUAUCUGACAAGCAUGCAAGUAUUACACAUGCCUUGGAAACUAUUUUCCCCGAUGCCUAUCACGGUGCUUGCUACCACCACAUUAGUAUGAAUGUGGUUGCUAAAUUCAAGACUGAUCAUUGUCAUGUGUUGAUGUAUAAUAUAAUGACAAACAAUUACGCUGAAAGUUUUAACAAUAAGACCAGGGACGCUAGGAGCUUUUCGAUAACUACAUUCAUCAAAUUUAUUCGCUUCACAUUGCAGUCUUGGUUCUGUGAUAGGAGAGAAACUAGCGAGAAGACAACUACAACUCUUGCACCGACCUAUGAGAAAGAUUUGGUGGAUAUGGCUGAGAAAGCUUGA